Messenger RNA from Hydractinia symbiolongicarpus, 2876 nucleotides. Its product is annotated as nonsense-mediated mRNA decay factor SMG7-like. The transcript is spliced from 22 exons. Gene Ontology annotation, molecular function: telomeric repeat DNA binding; telomerase RNA binding; protein binding. Gene Ontology annotation, biological process: nuclear-transcribed mRNA catabolic process, nonsense-mediated decay. The record is from RefSeq and is a predicted model, not a curated record. The coding region runs from base 104 to 2452 and encodes 782 amino acids. NCBI's taxonomy places the organism in Eukaryota, Metazoa, Cnidaria, Hydrozoa, Anthoathecata, Hydractiniidae. Gene Ontology annotation, cellular component: telomerase holoenzyme complex.
CCAGUUUAUGACGUAACAAACGGUAAUAAACUGUCCUGUCAUUAUGGUGUUUAAGGAAAACAACAAAAUGGUGAAGUGAACAACAAGUUGUCAAUCUGCUGCUAUGGUCUCUGCCUCCUCAUCCUUGUCUGUAGGACGUACAUGUGUUCAAAUAUUAAGAGAGUGUGAAUCACUCAAGUUGUCUAUCCAAGGCAAAUCAAGUCAAGUAGCUGAUGUCUUCUCUGAUGAGUUCAUUGUUAGGCAAAGUUUGGAAAGUCAUUAUAAACAAAUCCUGCUGUCGGAUGUACAAUUUGCACUUGACAAUAAAGUGGAGUUAGAACUAUGGAACCGUGCUUUCAAAGAACAUAUUGAUAGCUUCAGAAAAUAUAUGAAAAGCAGUAAUGAAAAAAGUGAUUAUCAAGUUAAAUUAUCUGUAUUUAUCGACAUGUCUAUUGGUUUUUACUUCCAACUCCUGCAAGAGUUUUGUGAUGUUCAUGAUCUUGAUCUUCCAUAUCACGGCAAAGGUAGCCAGCUUGGAAUUUUACGAGAACCAAAAGCAGUCCAGUCCUUAAAACCGAAAUCAAAUGCUUGUUUUUACAUAUGUCAAGACUGUUUGGUACACCUUGGUGACUUAGCUCGUUACAGAAAUAAUUUGAAGCAAGCUGCAUCAUUUUAUAAGUUAGCAUCGAAACUGCUACCUGGAAAUGGUCAACCAUACAAUCAACUUGCGAUAUUAUCCAGUGCAGUCAACGAUUCAUUACAUACUGUUUUCUAUUAUUGCAAAAGUAUUUCCGUGCCGAAUCCAUUCCCUGCUGCAGCUUCCAACCUCCACAAAAUAUUCAAUCAAAUAUACGCAAAACACAACCACAAGAUUUUAUCCAAACCCAAUAUUACAGAUGCUGAUGAUUUCAUUGACUUAUUUAUUUAUUUCAAUGGAUGUAUAUACAUUAAGCAAGAUAUUCCGAAACUUGUAAUUGUAAGAGAUAAGCUUCUCCAGGAUAUUAAAGAGAUAUUGUUAGAAUUGACACAACAGCAAGUUAUACUUAUAGCUGGCAUAUGUAUAUUUACGUUGGAUAAAAAUAAGCACAACGACGGAGAGUGUAUAACAGAAAACGAGUCCAGUGUAUGGCAUCUCAUAUUGUCGUUGAGUGUUGGUAUCUUUCAAGCUUUUAUUGAAAUCUCAAUUGAAAUGUUGUUUCGCCAACCUAUUCUGCUGGAAGAUAUGAAAUUUUUACCAGGGGUUAAGCUACUAUUUGAUUGGAUCAUAUCUUGCAAUGUGGAAGGUUUGUUUGAAGAAGAACAGUUCCAAGAAAAUCCAGAAUUAUUUAAUCAGCUGACUGUAUUUGGUAACGAGCUGCAGAAAAUCUGCACAAAGCAUGAAAAAUCAGCACUUCCAUUGAUAGAAGAUUGGGAAAUGCAUGGUGUCAUACCUUUGAGACGGAUACACAGACGAUAUGAUUUCGCUAUGCAACCUUUAAAAGUGAAUUCGGAUCAGACGUGGUUGAUACGGGUCACGAGAAUAUUAAACAUUCUUGACUCGCUCACCUUAAAACAACAAGUCGCAAGGUUUAUCACUAAAGAGGAGGGUGAGCGGGGCACUUAUAAAUACAUUUGUUUGGUACAGCAAAAAGCAAGUACCAUACCGAACAAGUCAGAACGAGCAAGGUCGUUGUUCCGCACCGAGUCAGAAGAGUUUGGUAUGGCUGCUGUACAAGGUCCAAUUGCAUCUUCUUAUUCCUUGUUUGAUACAAUGUGGAAUGCUAGCCUACACAGCACUCCUGCAGAAGAAGUUAAAAAGCAUAUGGAUAGCACUGCUGAUAUCUCCACCUUGCAUAUGAAAGACACGCCCUUCAUGAAUCAACAGCCUCCACGUUUACCGUUAUCUUCCACCAUUUAUGAGGGACAAGUAGUUUCACAGUAUCCCAACAUUGUACCAACAAAUUUGUUGCCCGCGGUUGGUAAAAUUCCUUUGUCUGGUCAUGUGUUAAACUUGUCGUCCAGUUUCGAUGAAGUGAACCUACUUCAGUCUUCGCCGACUGUAGUUCGGCCACCUCUUCCCAUGCAACACCAGUUAGAUCUGCGUGUGUCACAUCAUGACGUCAAACCCAACUCGAUACCAAUACAACCGCCAUUUGCGUCCAUGCAAAGCAACAAUGUGCAUCGAUCAGCAUUUCCGAUGGUAGAACCAAGAAUGAGACCGAACUCCAUAAUGAGUCAUUCUCCGAGUUUUGGUGCCGUUGGUCAAAACAUGAGAGGGCCUCCAGGCUUGCAACAACCUGUGCAGCCAGGACAUUGGCCAAUGGGUUCAAGGAAUGUUCAACUUGGAAUCUCCCAACCUCGUUUAAUAGGACCCGAGCAUGCCAUGACUAGUGGGCAGAGUAUCUGGAGUUCAAAUUUUGCGAUCGGUCAAGGUGAAUUAUCUCCGUUAGAACAACUGUUGCAAGAACAACGUCGAAGUCAACUUCCGAAAUAAGUUGCAAUUCAACCGAUGAGAAAUCCAUUUUGCACGAUAGCGAAACACACGUGAACCAGGAGCAGUUGAAAGUUUGUAAUUGGGAUUUGACACAGUUGAGUUUUGGCCAUUAUAAUGACAAGAAAUUAUAGACGCCAUUUUAAAUUUACAUGGUACAAAAAACGCAAGAACAUUGAUGGUAUUACGUUCGUUUACAGUUUUGAAGUCGUUAUUUCGUCAUGCCCUCUCACGACGUCAAUAAAUUGCCGUCAGUUGAAUGCCGUCAGACUGCAUCGUCAAGAGAGUUUUCGAUCACUUUAUAAUUUUCACUAACGCGUCUCAUUUUACCGAACUUACAUCACGUGACUGUCGUUAUCGAAAAAGCAGUCACGUGAUGAUUGUAAACACGUUCAUAUCUUUUGAAAAAAUAGAAGUUGAAUACCGA